Brienomyrus brachyistius is the source of this 5281-nucleotide messenger RNA. It is a transcript of the gene egln3, whose product is annotated as egl-9 family hypoxia-inducible factor 3. The record is from RefSeq and is a predicted model, not a curated record. Gene Ontology annotation, molecular function: peptidyl-proline 4-dioxygenase activity; ferrous iron binding; L-ascorbic acid binding. The transcript has 5 exons. Gene Ontology annotation, cellular component: nucleus; cytoplasm. The coding region runs from base 1290 to 2009 and encodes 239 amino acids. Gene Ontology annotation, biological process: cellular response to hypoxia; peptidyl-proline hydroxylation to 4-hydroxy-L-proline. NCBI's taxonomy places the organism in Eukaryota, Metazoa, Chordata, Actinopteri, Osteoglossiformes, Mormyridae.
UUAAUGUGAAACACUAGUAUUUUUGAUAAACAGAGUUUAUGAGGACACUGACUUUUGAGGACUUAAAAGUGAUCAGAACAGGGUGACGCAAAACAAUGUAUAAAUAUUUAAAAGGGCAUUUCAAAAGUAGGCUAAUACUGUACAAAAAAUUAUAUUUUGUGACGACACAUACAUUAUAUUUAAUAUAUGACAAUGACUUACCUAUCCAAUUGAAGCAUGUAAAUACAUAAUUAACAAUUAAAUCAGCUGAUUAACAGACCUUAAAUAAAAAAUGAUUAUAUCAACAGUAAGAAAAAUGGCAACUAAAUAUUCUAACAAACGUGUAAAUGAAACACUGAAUAAUGUACAAAUAUACAGAGAUAUGAAAUAUACUGCAGAGAUAAAGUAGUAGAGAUUAUUUUAUUAAAUUACAAGUUUAAAUGAUCAUUUUAUUACGAAAUGAUAAUGAACGUAAACGCGCUUACUUAAUAUUAGUAGUUGUGAGCAUGUAUUUCGUGGUUAAAAAAUAAACAAUAUUUUGGUUUUCUGACGUGGAAAAAGGAGUGUUAGGCGCAGCCUGGGUUUUUGGCCAUGUGCCACCCCCUGGUUUAUAGCGAGCAGCGAGGGCUACAUGCGUCUCGCGGAGUCCUCAAUGGCGGAGGAUAGCCCUGUAUCGCUCACUCAAACAGACACUCCCUUUCCAGGCCUCCCCAUUUUUUGCAGUAUUACAUAACUGAUAUUUUAUACAGAAUCUAAUGUGUUUAUACACACGAUCGCAUGUGUAAUUUGAACUUCUUAAUAUUGCUGGUUUGGAUGUGUUCAGAAAUAUCUGUCUAAUAAAUGCCUCAACGCGAUUCCUCAAUGAAUCCAGUUUUAAUAUUACUAGAAGGUUGUGAUAUUGGCCGAUAUUUGCAUUUGGGGCACAGAAAGUAAGUUACAUUUAUCUCGCUUUUAUAAAAAAAUCGCAAAAGUUGGUACCACGCAGAAAGUCGAAAGAGGAUAAGCGUGACCCCGCCUCCGGAGGAGCUACAACACAUCCUGCACGUUUCACUUCACAAUACAUAUGCCUGUCUCUGUCGUGUUCUUUAUAAACAUGCCAUUAACUUCAUGAGCAGAGGAGAAACGAACAAGAUCCCACUUUACUCCUAUGAGAUUUGCUGUAUUUCUUCCGCAGCCUCUUCUCAUCUUAUCUGUUGUAGUAAAUUGUUAGUUUGCUUGUAGCUGAUACAGUGGACUUUGCGUGCAUUUUAAUUCAGCAUUUAAACGCGUUUUUUGAUUCUAUUUUUUGCGGUACAUAUAACUAGUUUAAAAUGCCUUUUCUCCAGCCUGUUACAGAUGCAGAUCUGGAGAGACUGGCUUUGGAUCGGGUUGUACCUUGUUUGCUGAAUUACGGUUUCUUUUAUGUUGAUAAUUUUCUCGGAGACUUAGUCGGACGUUGCGUUUUGGACCAAGUGAAAGAAAUCCACAAUUCUGGUCUUUUACACGAUGGCCAGCUUGCCGGUCGAAGGUAUGGGGUUUCCAAAAGGCACGUCAGAGGCGAUAAGAUAGCAUGGGUUAGUGGUACUGAAAAAGGCUGUGAAGCGAUCAAUUUCCUGCUUUCAUUAAUCGACAAGCUGGUAAUGUUUUGCAUCGGGAGACUUGGAAAGAACAACAUCCGAGAAAGAUCUAAGGCAAUGGUGGCCUGCUAUCCGGGUAAUGGCGCAGGCUACAUAAAGCAUGUGGACAAUCCCAAUGGAGACGGCCGCUGCGUCACCUGCAUCUACUACUUGAACAAGAACUGGGAUGCCAAGGAACAUGGAGGAGUUCUUCGAAUAUUCCCUGAAGGGAAAUCCUACGUAGCGGACAUCGAGCCGCUGUUUGACCGACUGCUGUUCUUCUGGUCUGACAGGAGGAAUCCGCACGAAGUCCAGCCAUCCUACACUAAAAGGUAUGCUAUUACAGUUUGGUACUUUGACUCGGAAGAGAGGGCUGAAGCCAAAAGGAAGUUCAGAGAUUUAACUGCAAUUUCACAGGAUAGGAGCACCUCCUGAUCCACCCCCCCCCUGGAUGUGUACCAUGGAAUACCCUGGGCCCACAUUCAGGCCUGAGUACUGAACCCGAUUGUCUCUGGCAUAGCACUUUAGUUUGUGUGUUCCGGACUUCUGUGGAGUAUGAACCCUGGUACCUGCCAAAUCUUCACACUUGCAUCUGGAAUCAUGGGAACUGUGUUAAGAUUUUAUUUUCUUUCCAGUUUGGUUUGGCCAUUGGUAUCUGGCCAUUUGGUUGCCACAUUAAAUCAUUUUAAGCACCCUAUGGAUUAAAGCAUCAGCCCAUCUGCCUUCCAUAACCACUUACGUAAUCGGUAAUGGUCUUGGGGUCUCAGUAUGCCCCAGGAUACCUAGGGCACAUGGCAGGGGGCGGAAAGACUGUGAUCAUGAAGGGAAUUAAAGUCCUGGCAAACUGCAACCUUACAGUGAAUUCAAAGGAAAUGUCCAUAAAUGCCUGCCUUGUGCCCAUAGCUUCCAAGAUAGGCUCUGGAUUCCCCACGACCCAGAAGGAGAAGGCGGUUUGGGAAAUGGAUGGAUGUCCAUAAACGCAUUUAAUUGUAAUUAACACACAAAAGUGAAUAAAACAGGACAGGGAGACGAAUAAGCAGGGGGUUUCAUCCAUGAUAUGCACCCUUUUUGGAAACAUGAGGCAGCACAAGAGAAAAAAUGUCCUUCUACUUCCUUCUGAAUCCCUUUGAAGCCUAUUUAGGAAACUAACCAAAGGAUACAUUUAGAUUCAAUAUAAGACAUUAUUUGAAUGAAUUUCAUAUAUUUUUGUGAUUUUCAUUUGCUAUGUGUUUUGGAGCAGUUUCACAGAAAAUUUAGAAGAAUAUAUUACAUGUUUAUAAUUUACUAUAAAUGUCUGACUAUACAGUCUUAAGUAAAGAUAUGUGGUUUGCUUGAAUGAUGUGUAGCUUAAGAACAACAAUGAAAAGAUUUUGUUUGAGUGACCCUGAGCAUUUGCAAGAUUUAAUGGCCUGAAAAACCUGAGAAUCCAAUUAAAUUAUUGAUAUUAAAAUAAUUCUUAAUAUCAUAGUUGCAUUUGUUUUAAGUGAACAUAUACUCAGAAUUUAUAUUAAAAUGUCUGAUAGUGUAAAUCUAUAUUAAUGUAAACAGCUUGCACCAAAAUUAGUUUAUGAAAAACUGAGCUGUACUGAAAGGUCAAAGAGGUGAAUGUGGAAAAUGAGAACAAAUGGAGAUAAAUCAGCUAAUAGCAGUAACAUAUGUGACCCAUCAGCAUGAAAUGAGUCUUAAGUUGCACUGGUAGAAUUACACCUAUAAGACUCGUUUCGUGGUGAUGGGUCACAUAUAUAGGACUGAAUGUCUGGCAUGAUAGAAGUUUUUGUGGAUUGACUUCUGAAGAUUUACUUUUUAUUCACAUUUAUUAUUCUGAAUGAAAUUUCAUGCCUAUUUGUUAUGGCCUCAAAUAUUAACAACAUAUAACAAAUUAACUUAAUUUGAUGUAAUAAAUACUCUUACGACAAUGUCGCAACAAUUGCAACAGUUAAGAUUUUUCAUAUAGCAAUCAGACAUGAAAAUUGCUUGUAUAUUAAUUGACUGCCUGACGUCUUCAUUUAAACACUUUCUCUUACUGAACAAUCUGCUCAGUCUACUUCUGUUCACUCUGCUUUUCUAACCAUUUAAAGAACUUAAAGAAUCCCAUUCUUUAAAAAGCAUUGCUGAAGUUAAUAUGAUCUUCGUAAACUAAAUGCUAUAUAUUUGUAAAAUACAUGUACAUAGUAUGUUUUAAGUAAUUUAUUCUGUUCUGCUUUCUUAAGUACGUUAUUACUUAUUCGUUUUGCUGAGUUUUGCUGAUUUAAGAUAUUGAAGAAUUAUUCUUGAAAAAGAAUUACAUAUACAAUUGUGAGUUAAAUGGAAGUUGGGCUCGCCAGACCCCUGAAAGUUACCUAAGUUGAUCUGAGUUCUGUCGAUAUAGAUUCUUCAGUACAGAUGUUGUGAUUUAAAUCUUUAUUGUUUUUUUAUCUAAUUACUGGAAUAUCAUAUACAUUAACAUGAUCUGUGGAAUUCAUGGACAAUUACAUGGUCAUCUGAGAAUAUUGCCAAUGAAGCGCUACCAGCUCUAAUGCAGAAAUGUAAUUGCAUUAGUUCAGUUUAAAUCCAUGUGCAUUAUAAAACAUAAAUGCAGGACCACAACAUGUAGAUGGUAAAUUUUGUACAAAUUGGGUGAUUAUGUGUAUAGAAAAACAUUUAUUUUUUUGCAAAUAAUCCUAUUUAUAUUCAUCAGUCAGAAGAAUUUAAACAAAUUGGAUUCAGGCAUUAAACUUAUUCUCAAGGGUUACUCUGAAAUUAUAUUUACAACAAUAAAUAUAGCAAUAUACAGCACUUCAAUUUUCCAUUUUUACAAUUCAACUAAACUUUACUUUUUUCUGAGAGGCUGUAUAAGAUGAAAAUCUAUAUUACUGCAUUUCAAAUUUUGUUCUGCCACAAAUCUUCAAUUGCAAUUGUUGAGUUGUGAGACGUACUUGACUUUAAAUAGGUUUAAAGGAUUUUCAGAUCUCCCGUGAUCCUGCAUAGGAUAAAGGAGCAUGGAGGAUGGAUGGAUGGAUGGAUGGUCAGACAAACUCUUGAUAAAAACUUGCUUGAGAAAAUAGGGAGCAAUUUCACUUUAUCUCACCUUCAACCAUUUUUCCCACAAGCACCCUUAAGGAAAAAGUGUUUUCAGAUCUUCUUUUGAAGCCUUAUCCUGUAUUGUUUUUGCAUUAUAUAGUAAUUAUGAUUUCUGUGUAUGUUAUCUGUGUCGAUAGUCUGAUUCAGACAAUUGAAUGUCAGGUGCGGUUUUACUGUUUUAAUCAUGAUUAUAUGAUGACUGUAUUGAAGCAUCCGUACUUAUUUUGUAUGUGAAACUUAGAGCUGCUAACUCAUCAUUAGACAUUAAAUUUAAUGUCUGUUGCUGUGUGGGUCAUGGCUUGCAGUGGAAGUUAAGCCUGCAGUUAUGGGUAAUUAUGAUUAGUAAGUCAGUCAAAUCUCCAUCAUCCUCAUGUAACAUUUCCCAGUCUAUUUUGAGAGAAGUGUGAUCAUAUUAAGAUUAACAUUCUCAGCAUUUUGGGAAAGUAUGUACUCAUGUUCCUGUGUGCUUUAAUUGACUUUGUAAGAAAUAUGCUUUAUUUAAUGUAAUGAUACGGUAACCUUUAAGCCAGCUUGCAUGCUGGUCAGCAGUGCUGGUCACUUAGACAAUAGUUUUGGAAAACUCUAAUUAUUACUGCAAGCCUUUGUUGUCUUAAUGCUUUUUGAGAAAUAAAGUGCUUUUUCCACCA